CAUGGAUCCGCUAUAAUUUUCCUUGAGUAGGGUAUCAAGUUACCAAAGCAGAUGCAUUCUACCAGUUGGAACAUGGAACACAAUGGAUAACAGAGGAAGAAAUCCAGAGUCAGAUUCAUCCAGGAUUCCAUUCCUUCUACUUCAUGGUCAUUGUGGCUCAUUGGUCUCCUUUAUAGAAGACACCUGGCAAGUUGAUUGUCAUACAGACAGACACCAAGAAAAUCAAGGCAACCUUAGAACUAUGGAGAGUCACCACAAAAAUAAUGCAUUUAGAAAAAUAUUGUCUCUGAGCCUAAACUUUGAUGUCCCUUUAGCACAAAGAUCCCGUACAUUUGACAUACUUGGGAAACAUUUGAAACCUAAUGUAGAGUACAUUAUUCAGAAUAAAAGCUAUGCAAGAAAUGAAGUUGAAUUUAAUGGAUAUGAUGGCUAUGAUGAAAUAUUUCUUUAUGCUAAGCAUGAGAAAAUUCAUACUGGAGAAAAAUAUAAUAAAUAUAAUAAGCACUUAAAGGUUUUCAGCCAUAAGCCACAGCUUAUUAAACACUGGAAAACUCAAACAGGAGAGAAACAGUGUAACUGCUGUGACUGCGGGAAAGCCUUUUCCCAGAAGUCAGACCUCAUUAAGCAUCAGCGAACACACACCAGAGAGAAACCCUAUGGUUGCAGCAGGUGUGAGAAAGCCUUUAGUUGGAAGUCCCAUCUCAUUUUACACCAGAGAACCCAUACAGGAGAGAAACCUUAUGGAUGCAAUAAAUGUGGGAAAGCUUUUACUGAUAAGUCAUGCCUUAAUAAACAUCAGAGAACUCACACAGGGGAGAAACAGUUUGAAUGUUGUAUAUGUCAGAAAAGCUUCAGCGAUAAGUCACAGCUCAUUAUUCAUCAGAGAUCUCACACGGGAGAGAAACCCUAUGGCUGUGAUGAAUGUGGGGAAACAUUCCCCCUAAGGUUUAGCCUCAUUUUACAUAAAAAAACUCACACAGGGGAAAAACCUUACGGAUGCAAUGAAUGUGGAAAAGCCUUCAUCCAGAGAUCUGAGCUCAUUAGACAUCAGAGAACACACACAGGAGAGAAACCUUAUCAUUGCAGUGAAUGUGGAAAAGGCUUUAGUGUAAAGUCACUCCUCAAUACUCACCGGAGAACACAUACGGGAGAGAAACCCUAUGGGUGCAGUGAAUGUGGAAAAACGUUCUCCAAGUUUAGCCUCAUCCUACACCAAAGAACACAUACGGGUGAGAAACCUUAUGAAUGCAGUCAGUGUCAGAAAGCUUUCACCCAAAAGUCACACCUCACUAUUCAUCAGAGGUCUCACACCGGAGAGAAGCCUUAUGAAUGCAGUGAAUGCCACAAAGCCUUCAGCCGGAAAUCCUAUCUCCUUAUUCAUCAGAGAAUUCACUCGGGAGAGAAACCUUAUGAAUGCCUCUAG
Lutra lutra (Eurasian river otter) is the source of this 1423-nucleotide messenger RNA. Its product is annotated as zinc finger protein 84-like. The record is from RefSeq and is a predicted model, not a curated record. NCBI's taxonomy places the organism in Eukaryota, Metazoa, Chordata, Mammalia, Carnivora, Mustelidae.